CAGGCUGCACAGCUCCACAUCCGGAGGCUCCACGAGGCUCCUCAGAGCUUCACCGCGUCCUUGAACAGCAUCGGGCAACCCAGUCCUACACGCUCCCCAUAUCUCAGCAUGAGGGGGUACAGGGGAGGCAGCCAGUUCAGGAUGACAUUGCUCGAUUACCUCUUCUUGUCCCUCGCACCAUCGGCGUCCUCCUUCGUCCUGCCCUCUGUCCUCUCCCCCACCAGACAUCACAUGCUCCUGCAGGCGGGAGCAGGUCGCCCGAGGGCAGGGACGGGAGAUUGCGGCGACCUGAAGAGGUUGGAGAAGUUCGGCGAGUUGACAGUCUGCCGUCCUUGUCCUUCUGCCAUCUGGCAGCCUCGCAAGGGAGACUUGUGGAAGAGCAUCGACCUUGAGUUUUCGACCAGGAGUGCAGACGCGAGCAAACGAGGAUCGUGGGAAGGGAUGGAGCAGGUUCCUGCGGACUGGUCCAUCUCUUUCGAGGAGGUUGACAUCAGGUUUUCUCUCGCUCCUUCCGAUCAGGGCCAGAUCGGGAUCUUUCCUGAGCAAAAGAGCAACUGGAAGUGGAUCAGGGAGACGAUGAGGAGAAGGGGGUCACACGAUGAG
Molecule: messenger RNA, 603 nt
Organism: Guillardia theta CCMP2712
Lineage: Eukaryota; Cryptophyceae; Pyrenomonadales; Geminigeraceae
Exons: 4
Source: RefSeq, a predicted model, not a curated record